Carlito syrichta (Philippine tarsier) is the source of this 1504-nucleotide messenger RNA. It is a transcript of the gene CD151, whose product is annotated as CD151 molecule (Raph blood group). The transcript has 8 exons. NCBI's taxonomy places the organism in Eukaryota, Metazoa, Chordata, Mammalia, Primates, Tarsiidae. Gene Ontology annotation, cellular component: membrane. The record is from RefSeq and is a predicted model, not a curated record. The coding region runs from base 133 to 891 and encodes 252 amino acids.
CGCCUCUCCGCCUCCAGAGUGACCCUCAGGCCAGGCCGGUGACCCGCGGCCUCUGGUUGCCCCCCAGCUGAGCGUCCUGGGAACUUCCGUCCACCUGUCCCCAGAGGAACUGUCCCAUCCAGCCGCUCCAGGAUGGGCGAGUUCAACGAGAAGAAGGCCACCUGUGGCACCGUCUGCCUCAAGUACCUGCUGUUCACCUUCAACUGCUGCUUCUGGCUGGCCGGCCUGGCUGUCAUGGCGGUGGGCAUCUGGACGCUGGCUCUCAAGAGUGAUUACAUCAGCCUGCUGGCCUCAGGCAUCUACCUGGCCACAGCCUACAUCCUGGUGGUGGCCGGUGUCAUCGUCAUGGUGACCGGCAUCCUGGGCUGCUGCGCCACCUUCAAGGAGCGGCGAAACCUGCUGCGCCUGUACUUCCUCCUGCUGCUGGUCAUCUUCCUGCUGGAGAUCAUUGCCGGCGUCCUGGCCUACGUCUACUACCAGCAGGUGAGGGGCCUGGACGGGCCGUGCAGGGACACAGACACGCUCCGGGGCCUGGGCCCGGGCCACGAGGGUGUGACCAGCGCUGUGGACAAGCUGCAGCAGGAGUUCCACUGCUGUGGCAGCAACAACUCGCAGGACUGGCGCGACAGUGAGUGGAUCCGCUCGGCGUCGGCAGAGGGCCGCGUGGUGCCCGACAGCUGCUGCAAGACUGUGGUGGCCGGCUGCGGGAAGCGGGACCACGCCUCCAACAUCUACAAGGUGGAGGGCGGCUGCAUCACCAGGCUGGAGAGCGUCAUCCAGGAGCACCUGAAUGUCAUCGGGGCCGUGGGGCUCGGCAUUGCCUGCGUGCAGGUCUUUGGCAUGAUCUUCACGUGCUGCCUGUACCGGAGUCUGAAGCUGGAGCACUACUGACCCGCCCGCACGCCGGCGCCCGUGCCCACUACUGAGCUGAGACUACUGGCCAGGGGCGGCCUCCCUGCACUGUGUCCUUGCGCCUCCGCCCCACCCCGUGCCAUCACCGUGACCUCUGGGACCCCAGCCCCAGGGUGGCUUCAAGUGCCUUUUGCCGCACCCCACCCCAGAGGCCCGAGGAAGGGUAUCUGGGCUGGACUGGCUGGGGCCUGGCCCGGUGGGGGCGUUGGGUUUUGACAGCGAAGCCCUGGUCCCCACAGGCUGCCUCCUCUAGGGGGUUGUGAAUCCUUAGAAGGCUCCUCCGGGCUGUGUUUGUCUGGGUGGGGCUCCCUGAACACCUCACACUGUGGCCACUGGCAGCGGGGUGGAACCUUGGGGUCCGUCGGGUGCUGGUGUGUCCCCAGCUGGGGAGUCUGGACCUGUCGUGCCUGUGCCCUGCAGUGUCAACCUGCUGCUGUAGUCCCCACCACUGCACCCCUGCCUGCCAUGCCCCGUCCACCUGUGCGCUGCCUCGGGUGGACACGCUGACCCUGUUCACUGCUAUACCCUAGAUGCCUACAACUGCCCUUGCCGCAUGGCAGGUGCCCAAUAAACGUUUGUGGAGUGGACUGUG